CAAUACUAGGAAACUUAGCCAAGUCAAAUUAAACAUUUAAAAAUCAAAAGACAUCCUUCGACCAUUGGCUUGGUAGACUAUAUAUUUUCAAAAAAGUAACCCUUGAAGACUUUUACAAUGCAUAUAGCAAAUAUGGGUUAAGCAGACAUUGCUAAAGACAACAUGCCACCGGCCAAAGACCUAGGCAUGUCUAUUUUGAGAGGGGCUCCACAAUGAGUGCUGAAAGUGAAGGACUUACUGGCCAACAAUGUGAUGAGAGAUGUAAGGAGUUUGCUAGCAUCACUGGAACCGAUACUGCUUUGGCAAUGUUCUAUCUGCAGGAUAGAAACUGGAACUUAGAGAGGUCUCUGGAUGCAUUCUUUGAAAGUGGGACUGGAGACUCAGCACCCCCCAUACCAAGUGUAAACCAAAGUGCAGUAUCAGCAGAAGGAGCUUCUGAUACAGCGAAAAAUCACAAUCAUGGCCAUGAUGAAAGAGGUAUGAAAAGAAGUGCUGCAGUUGCAAUGCCAGAAGAGGGGGAACCAGACACUGACAAUAAGAGGAUUCGAUUGAUGUCCUGGAACAUCGAUGGGUUGGAUGAAAAGAACCUUGAAACAAGAACUGAUGCUGUUAUAGAUACCAUACUAAGGGAAUCCCCAGACAUUGUGUUCCUGCAGGAAGUGAUCGACCAAACACAGACCCAGAUCAGAGAGAGGUGUUCAAACUAUGCUAUGGUCUCUGCAUAUGACCCUAAUGCAGGUAUGGUGGACCAAUACUUUGUUUGUAUCAUGAUGAAGAAAUCAACAGUGAAAUGUAAAAAAGGAAAUAUUGAUUUGAUAGAAUUCCCAAACUCUGUCAUGUCUAGAAACCUCCUUAAAGUCAAGGCCAAGGUGAAGGGAGUUGAGUUUACAUUAAUGACCAGUCAUCUAGAAAGCACCAAGGACUACAGGAACGCAAGAGUAGCUCAACUACAGAUGGCAUUCAAAGAAAUGAGAGAAGCUCCAGAUGAUGAUACUGUUGUAUUUGGGGGAGACCUCAACCUUAGAGAUAAAGAGGUCCCUGACAUACCAGAUGGAAUAGUUGACUUAUGGGUCAAUACUGGGAGUCGACCCGAGGCAAAAUACACCUGGGACAUGACUAGAAACAUUAAUCUCCCACAAAUGCAACGAUUCAAACCCCGCCUAAGAUUUGACAGACUUUAUAUGAGGCCUGCAAAACAAAAAAGGGCUGUGAAACCAGUAUACUUUGAACUUAUUGGACUUGAGAAGAUCCAUAAAUGUGGUAGAUUUCCCAGUGACCAUUGGGGCCUCAUGGUCCACUUUGACAACCUAGUAUAGAAUUAUAUAUCUUUCUUUGGUAAGGGGUAAUGUACAAAGUUUUACAUCACCACCAAGAAGAAGUGGAAACACAUUGUUAUGGCUUCCAUUUUUGGGACUGACAUUUGAUGGUUUGCAGUGUGCAUUUGGUGUCUGUAACAAAUUGUAUGUAGGCAGGUUGCAUGUUUGUCAAGUGAAUGUCUUGUUAUUUUCAUAAAAUAACUGAUAUUUUGGUUAUUAAAUAAUUUAAAAAAAUGAUAUGUUUAAAUGAUCCCAAUGUCAUGAUCAUCAGUGCAGUAUAAUACAG
Owenia fusiformis is the source of this 1602-nucleotide messenger RNA. The record is from the annotation of a GenBank genome assembly. NCBI's taxonomy places the organism in Eukaryota, Metazoa, Annelida, Polychaeta, Sabellida, Oweniidae.